Messenger RNA from Verruconis gallopava, 668 nucleotides. RefSeq lists its product as uncharacterized. Gene Ontology annotation, biological process: mRNA export from nucleus; double-strand break repair via homologous recombination; proteasome assembly. Lineage: Eukaryota; Fungi; Ascomycota; Dothideomycetes; Venturiales; Sympoventuriaceae. The record is from RefSeq and is a predicted model, not a curated record. The transcript has 3 exons. The coding region runs from base 116 to 373 and encodes 85 amino acids. Gene Ontology annotation, cellular component: proteasome regulatory particle, lid subcomplex; proteasome complex.
CAGCCACCUGAGCAUCGUCGAAACAGCUCUGAGCAGGCUCGACAACUCGACCAUCGACAGCAACGCGCAAAGUUUUGAGCGGCACGAGUUAGAAGCGAUACGCUUUACGGUAAAGAUGUCGUCUUCAGCAGCAAAGGACAAUAAGGCCACGUCGAAUGAAACGCCAGCACCGGAACAGAAGAAGCCCACCGCCGCAUUAGAAGAGGACGAUGAGUUUGAGGACUUUCCGGCAGAAGACUGGGCGGAAGAAGACACGGAGUUACCAAGCGGCAACUUACACCUGUGGGAAGAGAGCUGGGACGACGACGAGCAGAAUGACGAUUUCUCAAAGCAGCUGAAAGAGGAGUUGAAGAAGGUCGGUUCCGGAAAAUGAAUAUAGACCAUAAAAAGCGUGAGACAAUGAAUGCAUCAACAAACACCAUGACUGCAACAUCCUGCCUCGAAGUCGGAGACGAGGAAAUCAGGUCCAACAGAAGACAUACUGGCAGACAGACACGGCAAUCGUGAGGUGAAAAAAAGGAUGGUAUUCCUACCAAUCUAAAGACGAUAGCGUUAUAUAUGUAUAUAUAUAUAUGUGUAUGUCCUGUCACGCGAAGAGUACAUCGGCCUGCAAAGUUUGUAUCUAUUUCAUUUCUGUCCUAGUUCUCGCAUUCACGACUUAUUGGACA